UGAAGCAAAGGUUAUGUUUGUAAGACUGCGGUACACAGCGCUGUACAAAAGCCCUGCAUUCUAUUUCACUUCUUCUUUGCUCUACUCCCAAACAACAAACAAACUAAAAAUGGGGAGCCGCUGCACAUUCAAAUCAGACAAUUUAGUCAUUAAAUCACCAAAUGAUCGGCGAUUAUAUCGAGUCAUUGAGCUCGACAACGGUCUCUGUGCUUUGCUUGUUCAUGAUCCUGAGAUUUACUCGGAUACUGAUUCUUCUGCUAGAACCCUAAAAGAAGAAGACGACGAGGAAGACGACGACGAUGAGGAAGACGAUGACGAUGAUGAAGAAGACGAUGAUGAUGAAGAUGACGAAGAGGAUGAUGAAGAAGACGAGGAGGAAGAGGAAGAGGGAGACGAAGGAACGAGAAAGGGAAAGGAAAAUUCGCAGACUAAGAAGGCAGCAGCAGCAAUGUGCGUAGCAAUGGGCAGCUUCUCUGAUCCUGUUGAGGCUCAAGGCCUUGCUCAUUUUCUAGAACACAUGCUCUUUAUGGGGAGUACCGAGUUUCCAGACGAGAAUGAGUACGAUAGUUACUUGUCCAAACAUGGAGGCUCAUCAAAUGCAUACACAGAAGCUGAGCAUACAUGCUACCAUUUUGAAGUCAAACGCGAGUAUCUUAACGGUGCCUUGAAAAGAUUUUCUCAGUUUUUCGUUUCACCUCUUGUGAAAACUGAAGCCAUGGAGCGGGAGGUACUUGCAGUCGAUUCAGAAUUUAACCAGGUUUUGCAAAAUGAUGCUUGCCGCCUCCAACAACUGCAAUGCCACACGUCUGAACCCAGUUACCCAUUUAAUAGAUUCUACUGGGGUAAUAAAAAGAGCCUUAUUGAUGCAAUGGACAAAGGGAUAAAUCUUCGAGAACAAAUUUUCACAUUGUAUAAAAAUUAUUAUCAUGGUGGACUGAUGAAGCUGGUUGUCAUUGGAGGAGAGUCCCUUGACGUGCUUGAAGGAUGGGUUACAGAAUUAUUUGCUAAUGUCAGAAAUGGUUCUUGGGCAAAGCCCAAAUUUGAGCUGCAAGGCCCUAUCUGGAAAGCUGGUACACUUUACAGAUUAGAGGCAGUCAAAGAUGUUCACAUGCUUGACUUAACAUGGACAAUGCCAUGUCUUCGUGAAGAUUAUUUGAAGAAAUCUGAAGAUUAUUUGGCCCAUCUUUUGGGACAUGAGGGCAAAGGAAGCAUUCAUUCCUUUCUCAAAGAAAAAGGGUGGGCAACUUCGUUGUCUGCUGGGGUUGGAGAUGAAGGAAUGCAUCGAUCAUCGGUAGCUUAUAUCUUUGGCAUGUCCAUUCACCUCACCGACUCUGGCUUGGAUAAGAUUCAUGAAAUCAUAGCCUUUGUCUAUCAAUACCUCAAGCUAUUACGUAAUAUUCCUCCACAAGAAUGGAUAUUUAAGGAACUUCAGGAUAUUGCAAACAUGGAAUUCAGAUUUGCAGAAGAGCAGCCUCAAGAUGAUUAUGCUGCAGAACUUGCAGAGAAUUUGCUUGUUUAUCCAGCAGAACAUGUUAUUUAUGGAGAUUAUGUGUACAAGAUUUGGGAUGAGAAAAUGAUAAAUCAUCUGCUGGGUUUCUUUACUCCGGAAAACAUGAGGAUUGAUGUGGUAUCGAAGUCGUUCACUAAGUCACAAGAUGUUCAAUAUGAACCUUGGUUUGGCUCAUCUUAUACUGAGGAACAUAUUCCUCCUCAUCUGAUGGAAUUGUGGAGAAAUACCCCAGAAGUUGAUGUUUCAUUGCAUCUUCCUUCAAAGAAUGAAUUUAUUCCAUGCGACUUCACUAUUCAUGCUGAUAAUGAAACCACAGCGAACUCAUCUUCUCCUAGAUGUAUUAUUGAUGAACCAUUAAUGAAGCUCUGGUACAAGCUUGACAACACUUUUAAGCAUCCUCGUGCAAAUACAUAUUUCCGCAUCAAUUUAAAAGGUGCAUACAGUAGUGUGACUAGCUGUCUUUUAACUGAGCUAUUUAUUCAUCUUCUCAAGGAUGAACUCAAUGAGAUUAUAUAUCAGGCCAGCAUUGCCAAAUUGGAGACAUCUGUGUCUUUUGUUGGAGAUAUGUUAGAGUUUAAGGUUUAUGGAUUUAACGAUAAGGUUCUAGUUCUUUGGUCUAAGGUUUUGGUGAUAGCCAAAUCAUUUUUACCAACCGAUGAUCGUUUUAAGGUUAUAAAGGAGAAUAUGGAGAGAAGCUUAAAGAACGUCAAUAUGAAGCCUUUAAGUCAUUCAUCAUAUGUGAGACUUCAAGUUCUAUGUAAGAACUUCUAUGAUGUGGAGGAGAAGCUGUGUGCUCUAAGCAACCUGUCUCUUGCUGAACUGAAUCAAUUUAUUCCUGAGCUUCGUUCCCAGCUUUUCAUUGAGGGCUUUUGCCAUGGCAAUUUGUUGGAAGAAGAAGCAAUGAACUUGUCAAAUAUAUUCAAAAGCAACUUUUCUAUACAACCUCUCCCAGUCAACAUGAGGCAUGGGGAAAAUGUGCUAUGUCUUCCCCCUAGAUCCAUCUUGGCUAAAGAUAUCAAUGUGAAGAAUAAGUCUGAAACAAAUUCUGUAAUUGAGCUUUAUUUUCAAAUUGAGCCAGAAACAGGGUUAGAAUCAGUAAAACUAAAAGCAUUGAUUGAUCUUUUUGAUGAAAUUGUGGAAGAGCCACUAUUUAAUCAGUUAAGGACAAAAGAGCAGCUUGGUUAUGUGGUUGAAUGUAGCCCAAGAGUGACAUAUCGUGUUUAUGGGUUUUGUUUCUGUAUUCAGUCUUCCAAAUAUUCUCCAAUUUACUUACAGGAUAGAAUUGACAACUUCAUAAACGGCCUUGAAGAGUUAUUGGAAGGGCUUGAUGAAGCAUCUUUCGAGAAUUAUAGGAGUGGGUUAAAUGCUAAGCUACUGGAAAAGGAUCCUUCUUUGCAGUAUGAAACUAAUCGGCUGUGGAAUCAAAUUGUUGAUAAAAGGUAUAUGUUCGACUUCUCCGAGAAAGAAGCAGAAGAACUGAAAAACAUCAAUAAGAAUGACAUUAUAAACUGGUACAAAGUGUAUUUGCAGCCAUCGUCUCCGAAGUGUAGAAGACUUGUUGUUCGGGUUUGGGGUUGCAACACGGACCCAAAAGAAUUUGAGACAGUGCGGGAUUCCGAGCAGGUGAUUGGAGACCUCUUGACCUUUAAGACAUCAUCUGAGUAUUAUCCAAGCUUUUGCUGAGUGAGCAUGUUAUUUCAACAAGCGGAACAGAUUUGAUUCAAAGUCUGACGUCAGCCCCCAUUUUUUUAUUUGGAUUGGGUCAGGUCAGCCCUUAUUUUUACACAAUGGGAGUUAAAUUUUGGAACAGCAUUAUUUGAUCCUUUUUGGGAGAGGAAAUGAGUUAAAAACAAUGAUCAUUCUUGUAACAUUAUGUUGCAUUUUUACAUGAUUUUUGAAGAUAAAGUGAUAAAAUAGACUUGGAUUUUAAUUUUUAAAGACUAGUGAAUGAGUAGGACCUUUAGAUUUUUUUUCCACAGGGUGAUUGAUUAUUAUAUGUAUUAGUAACUACUUUUUAAUCUUCGAAAGAUGCCAGGACUUUAAUGGUUAUUGCUAUUUCAUUUAA
Messenger RNA from Mercurialis annua (annual mercury), 3575 nucleotides. Its product is annotated as nardilysin-like. The record is from RefSeq and is a predicted model, not a curated record. Gene Ontology annotation, molecular function: metal ion binding; metalloendopeptidase activity. The coding region runs from base 14 to 3193 and encodes 1059 amino acids. Gene Ontology annotation, biological process: proteolysis. The transcript has 19 exons. Lineage: Eukaryota; Viridiplantae; Streptophyta; Magnoliopsida; Malpighiales; Euphorbiaceae. Gene Ontology annotation, cellular component: cytosol.